GGACGGCGGCGCAUGCGCAGUGCGUUUUUUUAAACUUCCCUAACGACAAGAUGGCGGCAGCAAUGGAUGUUGACACCCCGACCGGGACGAACAGCGGCGCCAGCAAAAAACGCUUCGAAGUGAAGAAAUGGAAUGCGGUUGCUCUGUGGGCGUGGGACAUUGUGGUUGAUAACUGUGCGAUCUGCAGAAACCACAUCAUGGACCUGUGCAUAGAGUGUCAAGCUAACCAAGCUUCAGCCACCUCUGAGGAGUGCACGGUUGCGUGGGGGGUCUGCAACCACGCGUUUCACUUCCACUGCAUCUCCCGCUGGUUAAAGACCAGGCAGGUCUGCCCCCUGGACAACCGAGAGUGGGAGUUUCAAAAGUAUGGACACUAGGAGUGACCUGCACCAGCUCUGUUGCCUCUGUGUCGUCAUUCGCAUGAAAGCAGAGAGAAGCCAGUUUUUGUUCUUUUCAGAAUGAUUCAUUUGCAUCAGCGUUGUGUAUUAUAAAUAAACAUUUCAUGUUCUGUUUAAGAA
Molecule: messenger RNA, 518 nt
Organism: Acipenser ruthenus (sterlet)
Lineage: Eukaryota; Metazoa; Chordata; Actinopteri; Acipenseriformes; Acipenseridae
Product: RING-box protein 1
Exons: 5
Coding region: 51-377 (108 amino acids)
Biological process (GO): protein ubiquitination; ubiquitin-dependent protein catabolic process
Cellular component (GO): nucleus; cullin-RING ubiquitin ligase complex
Molecular function (GO): cullin family protein binding; ubiquitin protein ligase activity; zinc ion binding
Source: RefSeq, a predicted model, not a curated record